Molecule: messenger RNA, 3251 nt
Organism: Physella acuta
Lineage: Eukaryota; Metazoa; Mollusca; Gastropoda; Physidae
Product: bone morphogenetic protein 2
Cellular component (GO): extracellular region
Molecular function (GO): growth factor activity; cytokine activity
Source: RefSeq, a predicted model, not a curated record
CCGAGUUGGCGGCACUUGACUACAACCGUCAGGUGUGUUCGCCCUCAACAAUUUCAACAAUCCGACCGUUGGAUUCCACGUGCAGGGAAACGGUGGAGCAAGUCAUUUCACUCAGUCGGGAAUGUAAGGUGGAAUAUUCGUGAGUGGACAAGUACUACUGGGAGUGAGUUCCAGAGUUACAGGAGUGUUGUCAAUUUGCGAUUGUGUCGAGCACGGCAGGUAUUGAUUAGCUUGGGGCCUCAGGUGAGCUCAUGUGUCAUGCAUGCGGUAUGACAACAAACACAUUGCUACCUCCAGCUGCCUUAAGAGAUUCUACCUGCACAUCUUGUGCUCAUCUCUCUUCCAUUUGGAAAGACGCAAUUUGUGUUUUGUUGUUUCGGAUUCGUGUGUGUGUGUGUGCGUCAGUUUAUCGACUGCCUGACUCACUAAGGCUGCCAUGGUCAGGAUAUUCAAGCCAUGAUUGUUCACUGACUAAAUCAGCCGGUUGGUGGCGCCUGAACUGCCGGUUACACGGUUGGUGGCGACUGAAUCUGCCGGUUACACGGUUGGAGGCGACUGAAUCUGCCGGUUACACGGUUGGAGGCGACUGAAUCUGCCGGUUUGACGGUUGGAGGCGACUGAAUCUGCCGGUUACACGGUUGGAGGCGACUGAAUCUGCCGGUUUGACGGUUGGAGGCGACUGAAUCUGCCGGUUUGACGGUUGGUGGCGACUGAAUCUGCCGGUUUGACGGUUGGUGGCUGUAGGAUGAGGUGAGGCACAUAACCAUGGGACUCAUCGCAUGCCGGACUAGAACAUUCUGGAACUUUUUGCGCCUGCUUCUAGCACUGCAGCUUUGGCUAACUCUGUGCAGUGCGGCCCCAGGACGGUCGAUGGACGGCCCCUGGACGGGACGAACCAUGGCGUCUACUGAAAGCGAGGAGUCCAUCGCACGGCCAGAUGUUCUAGCCAAACUCAUCAAAGUUUUCGGUUUCUCCCGCAUCCCCAAACACUUGUCUCACCUGACUCCACCCCAGUACAUGCAGGACUUAUACUCGGCCUUGACCGACACGGGUGGACUGACACGCUCCAGUGGACCAUACAAUUCCAACGUCAUCAGGAGCUUCCCCGAUAGAGAUCCCAUACAUCGGCAACAUUUCCAAUACAACAUAUCCUACCUCGAGGAGGGAGAGACCAUCAAACAAGCAGAAUUUCGAAUUUUUAAGAUGAAGACAGGGCUGACCUACGACCAAAGGAUUCCUCAUCAUUUAGUGAUCAAAGUCUACCAAAUAUGUGACCACGUCACUGCAGAGAAACUGGAUUUACUCGAUGCACACAGAGUCAGCACGCAUGCGCAUGGCUGGUAUGUGUUUAACGUCACAAAGGCCGUUCUCAGGUGGCACUUGGGGACCCACACCAAUCUAGGUCUGCUGGUGACCACUGAGGCGUCACCAGGUGUCACCAUCAACAGCAGCGCUAUAAGGUUUGCCCAGCGCAAUGAACACCACGAGAGCAAACAACCCAUCCUUGUUGUUUACAACGAUGACGGUCAGCGAAAACAUUCAACAUUUAUCUCACCGUCUGAUGAAGAGUAUGUCCAAAUAAAGGAAGACGCAUUGAGCCGACAGAUGCACACAAACGACAGCUUCAAGAACAGCGUGCGCAAACUAAACGAGCGCAACAGGAAUGUUCACCGCUCUAACAGCAGUGCCAGAAGUCGAAGAAGCACCAAACACCGAGAUGCUGCCCGGAAGAAAAGAACUUUUACGCCGCAGCACUUCCGGCCGAACCGUCGCUCGUGUUCACGGUACGAGAUGUUCGUGGACUUUGAGGAGAUCGGCUGGUCGGGCUGGAUCAUCUCGCCCAACAGCUACAACGCUUAUCACUGUGCGGGCGAGUGCCCGUUUCCUCUGGGACAGAACCAGAAACCAACCAACCACGCAACCGUUCAGAGCAUCGUUCACGCUCUGGGCGUGGUGAAAGAUGUGGGCACGCCGUGUUGCGUCCCCAACAAACUCUACUCCAUCAGCCUGCUCUACUUCGAUGACAACGAGAACGUCAUCUUGAAACAGUACGACGACAUGGUGGUUGCAAGUUGCGGAUGUCACUGACAUUUGUUGAUACCACUGACAUUUGUGGAUACCACCGACAUUUGUGGAUACCAUUGACAUUUGUGGAUACCACUAACAUAUGUGGAUAUUUGCGGAUACCACUGACAUUUGUGGAAGCAUUUUUCAUGUUCGGUUAUUAUUGAACAUAGCUGUGUCUGUCACCUUAUCCGCAUCUCUAAAUGUGACAUUAAAUAUCACUCUGUCACACCUAAUGGAAGAAAAGAACAAUCUGUCACACUAAAUGUUGGCAUUUUACUAACGAAGCGAAGGGGGUAGUGGGUUAGCUGUAGGCAGCUUUUCUUUAAAUCCUAUGUCAUAAGUGUGAUUACACCUUCCUAUGUCAUAAGUGUGAUUACACUUGCCUAGGUUAUAAGUGUGAUUACACCUUCCUAUGUCAUAAGUGUGAUUACACUUGCCUAGGUUAUAAGUGUGAUUACACCUUCUUAUGUCAUAAGUGUGAUUACACUUGCCUAGGUUAUAAGUGUGAUUACACCUCCCUAUGUCAUAAGUGUGAUUACACCUGCCUAUGUCAUAAGUGUGAUUAUACCUGCCUAGGUUAUAAGUGUGAUUACACCUUCCUAGAUUAAUUAGUUUCACCUAUUCAAUGUGAUUAAAUGUGUCCAAAUUUUUUGAUUUCCUACAUCUUUAAUGUAAUUAACGCAUCUGCCUACUCAAAAACUCACAAGGUUUUGUAUCGUUGAAAACCUUCAUCUGCUUUAGAAUUUUUAUUCACAACCAACAUUAGAUUUAAAGUAAAUAAUAUUCAUAAGCAAAAUUAGACUAGGAUUUACACUUAAUAUUACUAGUUCAUCUAACUAUCAUUUAUGCAUAUAAAGAUGUGCACAGUUUAGCUUUGAAUAAAACCUGUCAACAUUAGUUAGCCCAUAAUCAACAUUAGUUAGCCCAUAAUCAACAUUAGUUAGCCCAUAAUCAACAUUAGUUAGACCAUAAUCAACACUAGUUAGCCCAUAAUCAACAUUCGCAUGAAAAUAAGUCUCCAGCUAAACUACUCCAAUCGUUAUCUGCAGAGCUAGGUCAAGAUGUAAUACCUCCCAUUUUAUCGAUGCCGAUUGAAUCAAGUUAGCUGUAUGUACGUUGUAUAUUGAUUUGUAUUUGAAAUGCUUUAAAUAAUAAUGGUAAAACAUAAAGACUUAGAAAAAUAA